AUGGCUGAAGCUAUUGAUCCUCAGCUAACUACGCAGAAAAUCUUAGAUAUCCUUCUUCGUACUCGGAACAUCAAGGUGGAUACAAGCAAAGAUUUUGAUACAAAAAGUCUAACCCCACAAUCAUCUCUCCAACAACUUUCCCGUGUCUCCGAAAUCCUUACAUCAGCACACCAUGCAAGGGAAGCCGAAACACUUGCAACAGUUCUCUCCCUCGCUACUCAACUCCCAGAUUUCGGCGGCUUGGGGUUUAAAGAAGACCAAGAGCUGAAUUCACAGCAAGAAGCGCAGGUGCUGUUCUUUGUUUCAGCAUGGCUCGAAUCUCUCAAUUCAGAAGAUCGUGCCAAGAACCAACCAAAGCUAUUGACUUCGCGGCCAAAAGGGCGGAGAGGCAUGACUUUGAGCGAAAAGAUACUGUCGGCUCAUGAUAUUGAGAGAAGAGGAGAGCUGAAGCCUGGAGACAUGGUUAGAGUGGAUGUAGAUUGGAUUAUGGCGUCUGAGAUAUCUUGGGCUGCGAUGAAGAAACAAUACGAUGCUCUCGGCAAACCUGGAAUCUUCCGGAACGAUAGAUUUUGGCUUGCUGGUGAUCAUGUUAUUGAUCCGCGGGUCAAGGAUGUGCCACUCAUAAAGCAACUCGUUGCUGAUAGUGAGGCGGCAAAGACGGAUUUCAUGAUGACGGAAUACCAGGGCAUGAAUUACACGAUUAUGCACACUGAAUUCUUUCGGGAACGAGCCCAACCAGGAAUGUUGGUCAUUGGAUCUGACUCGCACACCUGCUCAUCAGGAUCACUUGGAUGCCUGGCAAUCGGGUUAGGAGUUGCAGAUGUGACCGUCCCCCUCAUCACCGGCGAAACAUGGUUUAAAGUCCCUGAGAGCGUUGCAAUUCGACUCGUCGGCAAACCAAGUCCAGGAAUAGGAGGCAAGGACACUAUUCUGUAUAUCCUGAAAAAGUUGAAGAGGAACACAGUGGCUGCCGAGCGGAUAGUUGAAUUUAUGGGUCCUGGACUCCAAUAUCUCUCAUGUGAUGCCCGGUUUGCCAUUGCGAAUAUGACAACAGUGAGUACCCAUACCACCAGUCCCCCCUUCCCUGAAGUCCAGAAGCCAAAACUAAGCACGAAUCAGGAAUUCGGAGGUAUAACCGGCAUCUUCACUCCCGACCAAACAACCCACGACUUUAUAAGCCAACGCAAAAGCCCCCGUAACAAGAAAAACUCCAAAUACUUCCGUCCAGACAAAGACGCCGUAUACAUAGAGACGCACACCAUCGAUCUCUCCCUAGUCCAGUCAUUCGUCGCCCGCUACCCCUCACCCGACGACGUCGUGCCCAUCAGCGAAGUGCAAGGAAUGCAUCUAGACGGCUGUUUCAUCGGCGCCUGCACGACCGCCGAAGAAGACCUUAUUCUCGCAGCCAUGGUCCUCGACCUCGGUCUGAAGAAAGGCUACCGUCCCACCAGCGCCGGGAAACGCAAAGUUGUGCCCGGAUCAUUGCCGAUCCUGCAUCGCCUGCAGGAGCUCGGAUUCGUGAAGGUCUAUGAAGCGGCUGGCUUCGAGGUUGGUGUACCCGGAUGUAGCUAUUGCGUGGGCAUGUCGGCAGAUAAGGCUGCGAAGGGUGAAGUGUGGCUCUCGUCACAAAAUAGGAAUUUCGAGAAUCGUAUGGGGACUGGUGCGUACUUGCAGCUUCCACCGCUCCCUGGCAUGACUUCAACCUCCGCCGUACUAAGAUCGAUUGGAAAUCUCGCCUCCGCUGUAUCUGUGGCAGCAUCCUCAUUUGAUAUGAAAGUGACAGAUCCUAGAUCUCUGCUCGACGAGCUAGACUUGGAUCACCUGGAAUCCCUCCUCAGACCAGCAUCUCUCUUGAAAAAGAACACCGUCAAGAAACAUCCCAUCUACGAGGAACCAAGCAGCUCCGACCUCUCUGCCAGUAUCGAAACCACUCAUAAACCAGAUUCCAGACUCCCAGAAACUCCACCUUUAACCAACGCUGCUCCUACCACAACGCCACCAGAAGUCCCCUCACAGCCUAAAAAACUACCGGAUAUCAUUCGCGGCAAAGUGCAAAUACUAGGAGAUUUCAUAGACACCGACGCCCUCGCACCCUCAUCCGCCCUCCUAACCUGCACCACGGACCUCGAAUACGGUGCCUUCUGUCUAAAAUACACACACCCCCACUUCCGCACCCUCGUAUCCUCCGGACACACCAUCAUCGUAGCAGGGCAGGCCUUCGGGUGCGGCAGCUCGCGCGAAGUAGCCGUCAACGCAUUGAAGGGUGCGGGUGUGAAAUGCGUGAUAGCGCGGUCGUUUGCGUUUAUAUAUGCGCGGAACCAGCCGAAUCUGGGAUUGUUGGGGGUGGUGAUAAGGGAUGAGGGGUUUUAUGAGGCGGCAAGGGAUGGCGUGGUGGUUGAGGUUGAUGUGGGGGGAAGGAAGGUUAGGGUUGGUGACGAGAGAAGAGAGUGGGGGUUCGAGUUGAGUCAGAUGGAGAGGGAGCUUAUUGCGGUGGGGGGCAUGGAUCGGGCGUUUGAGAAGUUUGGGAAGAAGCUUUUUGAGGUUAUGUGUGCGCCUGUAAGUUUGACGCAGAAGGAUGACGGGUGUGUUACUUCGACAGGACUUCAGUGGUAA
Lachnellula hyalina is the source of this 2613-nucleotide messenger RNA. RefSeq names its product putative aconitate hydratase. Lineage: Eukaryota; Fungi; Ascomycota; Leotiomycetes; Helotiales; Lachnaceae. Bases 1 to 2613 code for a protein of 870 amino acids. The transcript is spliced from 6 exons. The record is from RefSeq and is a predicted model, not a curated record.